This is a messenger RNA of Colletotrichum higginsianum IMI 349063, 1542 nucleotides long. RefSeq names its product aldehyde dehydrogenase. Lineage: Eukaryota; Fungi; Ascomycota; Sordariomycetes; Glomerellales; Glomerellaceae. The record is from RefSeq and is a predicted model, not a curated record. Gene Ontology annotation, molecular function: aldehyde dehydrogenase (NAD+) activity. The transcript is spliced from 7 exons. Bases 1 to 1542 code for a protein of 513 amino acids.
AUGGCAAAUCCUACAUUCUGCAUUUGGAACCUGUUUCCACUCCUUACUCCCGAACCCCUCAAACUACAGAACGCGUGGUUCACCAUGGGGAAAUUUGCAAACCCAGCCGCCAAGCUCUCCUUCGAACACGAGUUCGUUCAAAUCAUUGACGGCAAACCAAGUGCUACUGAGCGAACUCGUCAUGGCGUCAACCCUGCAAACCUCGAGCAGAAGCCGGAAGUUCCAGUAGCUUCAAGCAAUGAUGUGGACCGGGCCGUCGCCGCUGCCCAAGUCGCGUUCAAGAGCUGGUCGAAGGUACCUUACAGCGAAAGACGGAAAGCUAUAUUGGCAUAUGCAGACGCCAUUGACGAACUGAGGAGCCAAUUCCGGGACCUUCUCAUAUCGGAACAAGGCAAGCCAAUUCCCCAGGCAGACGUGGAGACCGAUUGUGCAAUCAGCUGGAUCAGAGGCAUGGCCGAUAUUCAGCUGCCUGAAGAUGUGGUUGAAGACAACGAGACUCGUACCAUCAUCACGAGAUACACCCCACUCGGUGUUGUUGGCGCCAUCAUCCCUUGGAACUUCCCACUUCUACUGGCCACCGGGAAGAUUGCGCCAGCCCUACUCACAGGGAACGUAAUCAUCGUCAAGCCAUCUCCUUUCACACCUUAUUGUGGACUCAAGCUCGUGGAGCUGGCCCAGCAGUUCUUCCCGCCGGGCGUGGUCCAGUCCUUGAGCGGCGAUGACGACCUUGGCCCAUGGCUCACUAGCCACCCGGGAAUUGAUAAGAUCAGUUUCACCGGCUCCACGACGACUGGAAAGCUAGUCAUGCAGAGUGCGAGCAAGACUCUGAAACGAGUGACCCUUGAGCUCGGCGGAAAUGACCCGGCGAUUGUCUUUCCUGAUGUCGAUGUCGACAAGGUUGCCGAAAAGGUGGCUUUCUUCGCCUUUUUGAAUUCCGGCCAGAUCUGUCUGAACCUGAAGCGAAUCUACGUCCACGAAGCAAUCUUUGACCAGUUCAAAGAGUCGUUGGUCAAGCACGUCAAAGGCUAUAACCUCGGAGAUGGCUCCCAACAGGGUGUCACGCACGGCCCGCUCCAGAACUCCAUGCAGUACGAAAGAGUCAAGACUUUCUUCAGCGAUAUCAAAUCUCAAGGCUGGAAAGUAGCGGUCGGGGGAGAUAUCAACACGUCUCAGGGGUAUUUCAUCACCCCGACAAUCAUCGACCGCCCUCCCGAGAAGUCCCGUAUUGUGGUUGAGGAACCCUUCGGACCCAUCGUUCCUCUCCUCUCUUGGAAAGAUGAGGAUGAGGUUAUCGACCGUGCAAACGACACUGCCAUGGGAUUGGGUGCGUCGGUCUGGACGAACGACCUAGAGAAGGCGGCUCGAAUCGCCAAACAGAUACAGGCUGGCAAUGUGUGGAUCAACACCCAUUUUGAUCUAUCUCCCUUGGCGCCUUUUGCUGGUCACAAAGAGAGUGGAAUUGGGGUAGAAUGGGGUGCGAAUGGCCUGAAGGGAUUUUGCAACGUGCAAACUUUGUUCUUGAACAAGCAUAUCGUGAGCUGA